AUGGAAAACCAAACAGAGGUGAGUGAAUUCAUCUUUUUGGGCCUGAAAAAUGAUUUGGAGCUUCAAUAUAUAAUCUUUUCAAUUUUUCUGCUAUUGUAUAUGGCCACAUUAGUGGGGAAUGGAGCUAUUGUUCUUGUAGUCUUAACUGAACCUCAUCUUCAUACACCCAUGUACUUUUUCCUUGGAAAUCUUUCCUACAUUGACAUUUUCUAUUCCACAGUAACUGUUCCAAAAAUGCUACAAGGAUUUCUAAUAGAGCUACAAACCAUCUCCUUCAAUGGCUGCAUGGUCCAGCUCUUUUUUUUCUAUUUCUUGGGCAGCAGUGAAGGAAUCCUUCUUGGACUCAUGGCCUAUGAUCGGUAUGUUGCAAUAUGCAACCCCUUGCGCUAUACUGUCAUCAUGAGAAAAAUGGUCUGUGUCUUAAUGGCAGUAGCUGCCUGGUCUAUUGGGUUUUUCCAUGCCUUGAUGCAUGCAGUAGUAACUGCUCGCCUUCCCUUCUGUGGACGAAAUCUAAUUGAACACUUUGUCUGUGACAUCAAACCUUUGUUGAAACUGGCCUGUGGCAAUACACACCUAAAUCUCAUGCUUCUCAAUAUUGUGACCAGCUUUGUUGCUAUGGGCCCUUUUAUCUUCAUACUUUUCUCCUACCUGUACAUCAUUACUUUCCUUCUCUUUAAAGUGCAGUCCCAGCGUGGUUGGCAAAAAGCCUUCUCCACCUGUGGAUCCCACUUAACUGUGGUAUCUUUGCUCUAUGUUCCUGUAUUGUUUAAUUACAUGCUUCCCACUGUGGGUUCUUCCUCUGAACGAGAUGUAAUAAUAACUCUCAUUUAUAGUGCAGUUACUCCAGUUUUGAACCCACUUAUCUAUACACUGAGGAAUGAGAAGGUUAAAAUGGCAAUGAAAAAGAUGUUGAUAGCAAGAUUUUCAUUCAUUGGUGAACAAAAAUGUUGA
Molecule: messenger RNA, 951 nt
Organism: Pantherophis guttatus
Lineage: Eukaryota; Metazoa; Chordata; Lepidosauria; Squamata; Colubridae
Product: olfactory receptor 12D2-like
Biological process (GO): G protein-coupled receptor signaling pathway
Cellular component (GO): membrane
Molecular function (GO): olfactory receptor activity; G protein-coupled receptor activity
Source: RefSeq, a predicted model, not a curated record